AUGGUUUGGGGUCUUAGAGGUCUUUCAUCCGGGCCAUUGCAGUCCUUGGCCGAAAAAUGGGUUAGGUCAUUGAGUGCUAGUUCUCUACCGCUCCGGUUGUUUACUAUUAGAUUCGAUAGGUCAAGUGGCCCUGGUGGUCAAAAGGUUAAUAAGACCAAUAGUAAAUGUACUUUAGUUUUAUACCAUUUCUCUCUAUGUUCGUGGAUUCCUGAAGAAGUCAGGCGACAAUUGAAGGAAAAACCUAUUAGAUAUUAUGCAAGAAGUAGCGAUUCGUUGGUGGUACAAUCAGAUGAAGAGCGUUCAAGAGAGCUGAAUAAGCAAUUGUGCCUCGAGAAACUAGUUCGUGAAAUAAAAAAUAGUUGUUGGUUUCCCAAAGAGACAGAUGAAGCAACUUUACAGAAAUGGAAAGUUGUCAAGACGAAGGCGAAAGUAGGUCGACUUAAGGAGAAGAAGCAGAAUAGUGACAAGAAAAAACUACGUAACAAAUCUGGAUUUAUAUUUUGA
Torulaspora delbrueckii is the source of this 504-nucleotide messenger RNA. It is a transcript of the gene PTH4, whose product is annotated as Pth4p. Gene Ontology annotation, biological process: mitochondrial translational termination. The record is from RefSeq and is a predicted model, not a curated record. Gene Ontology annotation, cellular component: mitochondrial large ribosomal subunit. The coding region runs from base 1 to 504 and encodes 167 amino acids. NCBI's taxonomy places the organism in Eukaryota, Fungi, Ascomycota, Saccharomycetes, Saccharomycetales, Saccharomycetaceae. Gene Ontology annotation, molecular function: translation release factor activity. The transcript has a single exon.